This is a messenger RNA of Macrosiphum euphorbiae (potato aphid), 216 nucleotides long. Lineage: Eukaryota; Metazoa; Arthropoda; Insecta; Hemiptera; Aphididae. The record is from the annotation of a GenBank genome assembly.
AUGGACCUCCCUAAGAAAAUUUGGGUUGGACUCAACAGAAUACGCACAGGGCAAGGCAGAUGCAACGAACUCAUGUACAAAUGGAAGUUCAGAGAGAGUCCGGGAUGCGACUGUGGCGCAAAUAUACAAUCAAUGCAGCACUUAAUCCUGGAUUGCCAUUUGAGAAGUUACGAUGGUGACCUGGAGGCUGGAAGACUUCAUCAAAGUGACCCCUGA